AUGCAGGCGAAGAAACGUUACCUGUUGGCCUUCCUAUCAUGUGCGUUCCUAGCUUACUGCUACUUCGGCGGAUACAGGUUAAAAAGUGAACGUGCCGCGCCUGCCUAUUAUGAAAGUUUGCCCUCUUACAUCGGCGUGGAAGAUCAGCUGUACGACCGAGAUUUGGAAGCCUCUCCGAGGCACAGACGGACAGAACCGAGUGUCAAAGCACAAGGAGGUUCCGGCACGCCGGCGUGCCGCAUGGAGACGUGUUUCGACUUCAGCAAGUGUGAGAAUGACUUCAGAGUGUAUGUGUAUCCGAUCUAUGAAGAUCCCGACAGUGGGACCGUACUGACGCCCAGCCCCUUGUACCAGAAAGUGCUAAAUGUGAUUCAAGAGUCGCGCUACUAUACGUCUGAUCCUAGUCAAGCCUGCCUUUUUGUUUUAGGUAUCGAUACGUUAGACAGAGAUAGUCUUUCGACUGAUUACGUACGCAAUGUUCCUGCACGGCUGCAAAAACUCAGGUUGUGGAACGACGGUCUGAACCAUGUGAUCUUUAAUCUUUAUUCGGGCACUUGGCCCGACUACCUGGAGGAUAACCUAGGUUUCGAUCCCGGCAAAGCUAUCCUCGCCAAGGCGAGUGUGUCGCUAACGCACCUGAGGCCGGGUUUCGAUGUCUCCAUUCCCCUGUUUCACAAAAACCACCCGGAGAGAGGCGGUGAGUCGGGAUACGUGACAACCAAUAAUUUUCCAGUGACUAAAAAGUACUUACUCGCGUUUAAAGGGAAACGUUACGUCUACGGGAUAGGUUCGGAAACCCGGAACUUGCUCUAUCAUCUGCAUAAUGAGAAGGAUAUCGUGCUGGUGACGACGUGUCGGCACGGCAAGAGCUGGAAGGAAUUGAAGGACGAUCGGUGCGAGAAGGACAACACAGAAUACGACAGGUAA
This is a messenger RNA of Schistocerca americana (American grasshopper), 927 nucleotides long. Its product is annotated as exostosin-1-like. The coding region runs from base 1 to 927 and encodes 308 amino acids. The record is from RefSeq and is a predicted model, not a curated record. Lineage: Eukaryota; Metazoa; Arthropoda; Insecta; Orthoptera; Acrididae. Gene Ontology annotation, molecular function: acetylglucosaminyltransferase activity; glucuronosyltransferase activity. Gene Ontology annotation, cellular component: Golgi apparatus. The transcript has a single exon.